AUAUUCAUAAAAAUACAAUAUUUCACCGACUUCUGCUUUGUCUAUAUUUAACAUUUUCACAGCUUAAUGUUCAACACACAUUCUCAACAACCAACCCAGAAAUAAACUUCUUCACGUUCUUCCCUUGCCUCUUCCUUCAUCACCAUUUUCAUUCUUCUCCUCAAGCAUUGAUUUGUUUUGUUGAAAAACUGUUCAUAUAAGUGCUAGGAGAUUUAUAGGCAACAUUUUCGACAUGGGCAAGUGGCAAGCUGACCAAGUCAAUCAACUGAGAGACAUUUUUGCAAGAUUUGACAUGGAUUCGGACGGCAGCCUGACGAUUCUGGAGCUGGCUGCAUUGUUAAGGUCCUUAGGAUUGAAGCCUUCAGGUGACCAGCUUCAUGUUUUGUUAGCCAACAUGGAUUCCAAUGGCAAUGGCUCUGUAGAAUUUGAUGAACUGGUGAAUGCAAUAUUGCCUGAUAUGAAUGCAACAUUGUUGGUGAGUCCGGAUAAGCUUUUGGAGGUUUUUCGUGCCUUCGAUCGGGAUGGAAAUGGGUAUAUUACAGCAGCCGAACUUGCAGGGUCCAUGGCUAAGAUAGGACAGCCUUUGACUUAUAAAGAGCUUACAGAAAUGAUCAAAGAGGCUGAUACAAAUGGUGAUGGUGUCAUUAGCUUCAAUGAAUUUUCUGCUGUUAUGGCCAAAUCUACUUGCGAUGUCUUAGGCAUUGCAUUUUCAUGACAAAAAAUUCGAUGGGAAAUUGUAUCUGUAUGUAUUAGUAUGAUCAUUCUUAUCAUUAUCCAUCACUAAU
Molecule: messenger RNA, 785 nt
Organism: Mangifera indica (mango)
Lineage: Eukaryota; Viridiplantae; Streptophyta; Magnoliopsida; Sapindales; Anacardiaceae
Product: probable calcium-binding protein CML15
Exons: 1
Coding region: 233-715 (160 amino acids)
Molecular function (GO): enzyme regulator activity; calcium ion binding
Source: RefSeq, a predicted model, not a curated record